GUGGGUGGCCUCCUCCCCGUGGGCGGGGCUAGGUCGAUAGGCGGGGUUAUUUCUUGGGAGCAGACCUGACUAUCUUCUUCCCGGAACUUCUCCAACGGUGUUCGUGUAGGUGGCGGCACCAGGAGCUUGAGUGGCGCCACACGGAUACCCAAGACAAUGGCCAAGAAUAAAUUAAGAGGGCAGAAGUCCAAGAAUGUAUUUCAGAUAGCCAACCAAAAAACCUUUAAGUCUAAAAAUAAAGCAAAACCAGUUACCACUAAUCUUAAGAAGAUAAACAUUGUGAAUGAUGAAAAGAUUCGCAGAAUGAAUAAUGCUUUUGUAAACAUUCAGAAGGAACUUGCACACUUCUCAAAAAAGCUUACUCUUGAACCUCGGCACAAAGUGCGGGUUAAUCGGCAGCAUCCUGAAAAUGAACCAGUUAAUGUUGAUGAAGCUGCAAGAUUAAUGGCUCAAUUGUAAUACAGUGGAGAUGUUUCAAAUUCCACAAAGUAUUCCCAAAAAUCAAUAAAAUACAUAUUUUAUACAA
Molecule: messenger RNA, 526 nt
Organism: Cavia porcellus (domestic guinea pig)
Lineage: Eukaryota; Metazoa; Chordata; Mammalia; Rodentia; Caviidae
Gene: Rbis
Product: ribosomal biogenesis factor
Exons: 4
Coding region: 157-459 (100 amino acids)
Biological process (GO): ribosome biogenesis
Cellular component (GO): nucleolus
Source: RefSeq, a predicted model, not a curated record